Messenger RNA from Penaeus monodon (black tiger shrimp), 4028 nucleotides. Its product is annotated as neprilysin-1-like. Gene Ontology annotation, cellular component: plasma membrane. Gene Ontology annotation, molecular function: metalloendopeptidase activity. Gene Ontology annotation, biological process: protein processing. NCBI's taxonomy places the organism in Eukaryota, Metazoa, Arthropoda, Malacostraca, Decapoda, Penaeidae. The record is from RefSeq and is a predicted model, not a curated record.
CCAUAAAAAAUAGUCAUGGUCUCCCACCAACUGCUCUUAGAAAACAUCGGAUCAGAAGCAAAGAUAAGAUACAGAUUGUCCAUUCUCGUUAUCUUUUACGAAUCUUGGCCCGAAGAGUCAGACUGCGCCAUGGCAAGCCUCAGGGACCACGUCGAGCUGAAGGAGCAGCCCGGCUUCGUUGACAUUUCAUUGAAUGAGAGAGGAGGGCCCCCCACCCGCUCCCCCUCCCCCUCCCCUCUCUCCAUAACAUGGCGCAAAGGAACGAUAGUCGCGGCCGUGUGCGCUGUUGCCGUCGUUGCCACGGUUGCCACACUUGCUGUUUUCGCUCAGGCUGGCGGUGCAGCUGCAAAGACAGAGCAUCCACACCCGCACGUAUCUUCCGACCGACAGAUGAUUGGCGAUGCUGCAGGCCUUUUGCGAGGUUCCAAUGUCUUUAAACAGGUACAGCUGCUUUCGGGCUUAAUGGCUGCAACCAAAGAAAGCGAGGAUGGGCAGCAGGCAUCUCAGAAGACAGCAGCGGUCGAGCAGGAGAUUGCAGAGCCUGAGUUCAAGGAGGUUCAGGUAAAGCUUGAGAACGACGAAGCUUACGAAGGAGGGCCGCGUCCUUAUCCUCCGAGCCGCUUUCAAGCUUCAUUUGUUCCUCCUCCUGAUGACCCCAACUUCAAACAGGAGGUCGUCCAGUUGGAGAAUCCUACCGAGCACGACCAGCCCAGGACGGGAGACAAGGAGGAAGCAAAGGAGGUGGAGAAGAAAAGAGAACAAAGAGAUACUGCAACGAAAGUAGAGACUGGUGAGGGGGAAGUAAAAGAGGCGGAGGUAAAGGAGGAAGAGAAGAAUCACGAGAAAAAGGUGGAGAAGUCCGCGGAAAAGCCGGAGAAGGUCGCGGAAAAGAUGGAGAAUCCCGCGGAAAAGGUGGAGAAUCCCGCGAAAAAGCAGGAGAAGGUCGCGGAAAAGGUGGAGAAUCCUGCUAAAAAGGAGAAUCACGCGACAGAACUAGAGUCACCUCACAACAAAGAAUUCGUAGUGUGCGAGACGCCUGAGUGUGCAGUAGCAGCCUCGCAGAUCUCGGAGAGCCUCGACCUUUCAGCGAAUCCCUGCGAGAAUUUUUACCAAUUCGCGUGCGGGGGAUGGAUGGACAAACACCCGAUCCCCGAGUCAGGAGCCACCGGCACAUUCUACGAAGCAGGAGACGUCUUGACUAAACGCCUUCGCCUCAUUCUCGAGAGUCCCGUCUCACCGAGCGAGGCUGAACCUCUGCAUAUGGUUAACCGCUUCUAUGAGGCUUGCAUGGACACUGAUACCAUGGACAGCCUAGGCCUCCAACCCUUAGUCACAAGCCUCAGUAAGCAAGGGGGCUGGCCCAUGGUCACCGAUGGCUGGGACUCCACUGCCUUCAACCUGGCCUCUGCCCUCGUCCAUCUGCGGUCCAUCAACGUCUACCCUGUCUUUGGCGUGGGCGUUGAUGCGAACAUCUUCAACGUCUCCGGCAGGGUUAUUUACGUAGAUGCAGGCACGGUGCCCCUCGGGAUAUCACUCAUGAGCCAGGCCAACGAUGCCGUUCUGACCGCCUAUCGCACCUUCAUGACAGACGCGGCCAAGGAACUUCGUCGGGAGUUGGGCUCGAGUGUUACCGACGAAGAGAUAGCGACGCAGAUUCAGGAGGUUGUCGACUUCGAGAUCGCCUUUGCCAAGUUGGUGAUAGAGUCAGCUGGCGAAACAACAGACAACGGUUGGGAAACGAACGUAGCUGGAAUUCAGACUGACCUUGAUGACGGCGUCCCUGGACAGUUUAGCUUCUUAGCCUUCCUGAAGGAGAUGUUCACCAACACGGAGGUUAUGAUCAACGAGGACGAGCCUAUUAUCUCCUUCAAGAGUCCCUUCUUCGCGAACUUAACUACCAUGCUGGCUAACACGCCUCCGCACACUAUCGCCAACGCCAUCGGCUGGUGGUGGGUGUACGACGUUGGCCAAGAGACGACCUACGCCAUGAGGAACAUCACCUUCAACUUCCAGCAGGCGCUGACGGGCGCGACGGAGCCGACGCCGCGGUGGGAGCACUGCCUCCCCCAGGCCAAUUACAACCUGGGAUUCGCUCUCUCCAGGGCCUACAUCGAUAGGUUCUUCCCCGCGACGGCCAAGGAUGAGACCAGCGAGCUGGUGGAGGACCUUCGCGCGGCCUUCAACUCCCUCCUGGACGAGAACACGUGGAUGCUGGCGGAGGACCUGGCUUUCGCGAGGGAGAAGCUGGCGGCGAUCGACCCCUUCGUCGCGUAUCCGGACUGGAUCAUGGACGACGCCGAACUCACCAACGGAUACGAGGGUCUGGAAAUAUUAUCCGGAAAGGAGUAUGAUAAUUUAUUGGCGAUUGGCAACUGGUUCAACAGGCUUUCGCUCACGUCGCUGAGAGAAGUCCCCGAGCAUUCAUUCCUUUUUCCUCCAACGGUGGUCAACGCGUUUUACAACCCUCAGGAAAAUACAAUCACCAUACUCGCCGGGAUUCUACAGACGCCCUUCUACGCCCACAACACCCUCGCCGCCCUUAACUACGGAGGCAUCGGCAUGGUCAUCGGGCACGAGAUGACCCAUGGCUUCGAUAACACAGGACGUCUCUUCGACAAGCAAGGAAACCUGGUUCAGUGGUGGAGUGACGAGACCAUCGCAGCUUAUGAAGAACGUGCAAAGUGCUUCGUUGACCAAUACAAUGCCUUUAUUCCUCCUGAACUCAUCGAAGCCGGGUUGAACAUCUCGGUCAACGGCCUACAAACGGAGGGCGAAAACAUAGCAGACAACGGCGGGAUCAGAGAAGCAUAUAAAGCCUACCAGCUGUACGUUGAAGGUUACGGAGAAGAGCCACGCCUGCCUGGUCUCGAUGAAUUCACUCCCGACCAUCUCUUCUAUCUCGGCUUCGCUAAUGUCUGGUGCGAACACAAGAACGCCCAAGCCGUUUUGACACAGCUGGCAGUAGACCCUCACUCUCCAGGAAGGUUCAGGGUCUUAGGUCCUCUCUCUAACGACGCUGAAUUCUCCCGCGUGUGGAACUGCCCUGUCGGUUCACCAAUGAAUCGUGGCGAUGAUAGCUGUCUCCUGUGGUAGUGGCUGAAGGAGGGAAGGGGGAGAGGACGAGGGAGGAGGUGAAUGGUGAAAAUGGAUGAUUUACGUGGAACUCUAUCGGCGAAAAUAUUAUUAUUAUUAUCUUUAUUAUUAUUUUUUUUUUGUUUUACAUAAUUUGGUUUGAUAUUGUGAUGAAGCCUAUGUUAAAACAAUACUAUUUGGAUUCACACUGCCUUAUGUUAAAACUAUGUAUUCCAGUUUGAUGUAGAUUUAUCACGAUUUUUAUAAAAAAAAAUUUUGUUUGUUCAUUAUAUUUCUGGUAAUUUUCUCUAAAUGAUGUCUGAUGUCUGAUUAGUUUGGUAUUUUGCAAACUUGAAUAUUGAAACAAGUUACUUCAUAAAGUAAAUAAAAUUGACUGUUGAUAAAUAGUACUUAUACAGGAAAUUCCACGUGUAAGACGAACAAACAUAUGCAUUAUACAAUAACCAAUAAAUAAUACAUUUAUAACCAUUUCAGAGCUCAGUUUUAAUUACAUUAUAUUUUUAACGAAAGUGGAAAAAUAAAGAUAUGAGGGAAGGCAAAGGAAAAAAGAUGAGGAAGCCUAGAAAUUUAAGGAAAAAAGAAACAAAACAGGAGAUGCUGCAUGUUAGUUGGUUGCUGGUUAAUGUUUAAAACAAAUAAAUGUGCUUGACAUCAAAGGUUUAUAUAGCAUCAUGAUAAAUUAUUGUGGCGAAGAGGGUAAAUAUGAGUUAACGAUUCGGAUAAAUGGAAAGAAGAUGACAAGACAGAAGAGGAAAGGAGAAGAAGAGAAAGAAUUAAGAGGGGUGGGGGUGUUGGAAGAAAACCCGCCAUGCACUGGAAACUGCAAUUGUUGCUCCAUCUUUAUUAAAAGAACAAACGGUAUUAUGUAUAAUACUGUGGCAGAAUGCUUCGUCUUGUGUGUGUUCCUUGUACACGAAUAAAGUCUUUGCGAUUGA